Molecule: messenger RNA, 519 nt
Organism: Phoenix dactylifera (date palm)
Lineage: Eukaryota; Viridiplantae; Streptophyta; Magnoliopsida; Arecales; Arecaceae
Product: ethylene-responsive transcription factor ERF018-like
Biological process (GO): regulation of DNA-templated transcription
Molecular function (GO): DNA binding; DNA-binding transcription factor activity
Source: RefSeq, a predicted model, not a curated record
AUGAAGCCGGAGGCCAAGAGGAGGAGGACUGCCGAGAUCCGGUUCAUGGGAGUCAAAAAGUGGCGGUGCGGAAAGUGGGUGUCGGAGAUCCGGUUGCCCCACAAUCGGAAGAGAAUUCGGCUGGGUUCUUCUGAUUUCCCGGAGAAGGCCGACCGGGCCUUCGACGACGCCGCCCGCUUCAAUUUCCCCGACCAGCCUCCUGACAUCCCAGCCUCCGGCGCCGCCCUCUGGCCCCACCCCGUCCAGGCAGCUGCCGCCCGCCAUGCCAACGGUCCGCCACCGCCACCGCCACCGCUUCAGCACUCAACCGCCGAGUCCUUGGCAUCGGCGAUGCCAGAGUCAUCGAACCGGUCCCUUGCAGAUUUGGUUACCGCCGCCACUGCCGAUGCUGAUUUCGCAGCCUUUGAGGAUGGCUUUGUGCACGAGUUUUUCUCGGUGUCGGAGCCGCAAGAGCCGGAUCGUGAGGAGGAGAAUUGUGGUGGAACUUUCGACCCUUACUUGAUUCUUUGGAGCUUUUGA